CAAAUGUCUCAUUUUUUUAGUUUAAGUUGAAAGGGUCAGAGAAGAAGAAAUCCACAAAGUGUUGAAAAGACACAUGUAAAUUUGGAUAGCACUAAAUAAAAUCCAAUUUGUCCGCCAUUAGAGAAGUUCCAUCGCAGUUUCUCAUAUUGCUGCGGAAGCUUCAACGAAUUCCUCUUGACAAAAAAAAAUCCCAACUCCAUUUCCCACUUUCCCAUCACCCAGAAACUGACCGGCAUUGUACAUUCUCUAUAUAAAUAAUCUCAAAUCUUUCAUCAUACAAAACAAGAAACAAAUAAAUAGGAUAAUAGAUUUUGUUAUUCAACAAUGGCGACGCAGGAAAAUCAACAAAACGUCGUCGUAAUGAGACACGGUGAUCGUUUGGAUAACUUUGAGGAGUUGUGGGUGAUGAAAGCUGAAAGACCGUGGGACCCACCCUUGCAUCAGGAUGGUAAGAUCCGGGCAUUUUGUACGGGUCAAAAGAUCCGAUCCAAUAUUGAUUAUCCGAUCCAUAGGGUUUUCGUUUCUCCGUUCCUCCGAUGUGUGCAGACGGCUGCAGAAGUCGUACGUGCUCUUUGUGACGUUGCCGAUCACAGCGGAGAGUCCAAUGUAUUGUCCUCCAAUUCCGAUUCCGUCAUCAUUGAUCCUUCCAAAGUCAAAGUAUCUAUUGAAUAUGGUUUGUGUGAAAUGCUGAAUUUAGUAGCCAUAAGAGCUUCUGCAGCUCCCAAGGAUGGGGAUUUCAAAUUCAGCAUCUCACAAUAUGAAUCUGAGUUGCCUGCUGGAACUGUAGAUAACACUGUUGAACCUGUGUAUAAGAAGCUGCCAGAGUGGGAAGAGACGUUGGAAAGUGCAAGGGCUAGAUAUGUGGAGGUAGUUAAGGCCCUUGCUGAUAAGUAUCCUUCUGAGAACCUGUUGUUAGUCACACAUGGUGAAGGAGUAGGCUCCAUCUUUACUGCGCUUAACAAGGAUGCAACUGUAUUAGAGGUAGCAUAUUGUGGACAUUUGUGUGCGAAGAGAAGUAUCCAAUCCGGAGAGGACCAAUCAUUUACUGCUGGAAAGUUUGUAUACGAGAAACAAACCGGUAUAAUAUCUGCUGCUAAAUAAGAAAUAAGUGAUCGUAUUGUUCGGGUUUCUUCCCUUUGUGCUAUGGCUGUUACUUAUCGUCCAUUUUGACGAAGCUUGCUUGUCCAUUUAUGCGUUUAGGUUUCCAUUGCUGAACUAUGUUAUUACUCUUUUCUUUUCUCCUUUCUUCUUGUUUUGGAACUUUUGAUUUGAAAGAGAGGUUAUGGAAGCCCAGAUGGCCUCUGUUGCCACCUUGUAAUUCUGAAAUCCCAAAAUGCAUUUCUCUGUUGGACUACUUGCAUCCCAAUUGCAAUUGUUAUUUUGAGAAUGAUAUGUGGUAUUGCUAUUA
Molecule: messenger RNA, 1408 nt
Organism: Solanum dulcamara
Lineage: Eukaryota; Viridiplantae; Streptophyta; Magnoliopsida; Solanales; Solanaceae
Exons: 4
Coding region: 325-1101 (258 amino acids)
Source: RefSeq, a predicted model, not a curated record